AUGGCGCAAAUAUUUCAAGACCUCUUCUACUCGUUUGGCAAUUGCCUGAGCUGCUUCCCAGGCUCCCCAACCCUCAAAGUCAACAGUCGUAGCUUCAAGAUUCUGCAAUUACUUGGCGAGGGCGGCUUCUCCUAUGUCUACCUCGUCGAAGACACGUCCACCAAGGAGCACUUUGCCCUUAAAAAGAUUCGCUGCCCGUUCGGCGCCGAGUCCGUCCAGCAGGCCAUGCGCGAGGUCGAAGCCUAUCGCCUCUUCCGACACGUCCCCAACAUCAUCUCCUCGGCCGACCACGCCGUUGCGACCGAGCGCGGCGCCGAUGAAGCCACCAAAACCGUCUAUGUCCUAUUGCCAUACUACCGCCGCGGCAACCUCCAGGACAUGAUCAACGCCAACCUCGUCAAUCACUCCAAAUUCCCCGAGACGCACCUUAUGAAUCUAUUUCUCGGCGUCUGCAAGGCCCUGCGCGCCAUGCACGACUACCACGCGCCGCCGGCAGAGCGCAUGCAGAUGGGCAACGAGGCAGACGACCACCCAGGUCAGAGCAACAGUGGUAGAGGCGGUCGCUCAUCGACGAAACGUACGGAAGAAGACGAAGAGACGGAGCAGGAAAGACCUCUUAUGGAAUCAGAGAACCAGAUCGGGCAGGGCGGCAAGACAAAAGCAUAUGCGCAUCGCGACAUUAAACCAGGUAACAUCAUGAUAGACGACUCCGGCUCGAACCCCAUACUCAUGGACCUUGGAUCCGUCGCGGCAUCGCCUAUCCCCGUCACAUCGCAGUCGGUCGCGCUGCAAAUCCAGGAGACCGCCGCUGAGCACUCCACCAUGCCUUACCGCGCCCCGGAGCUCUUUGACGUUCAGACCGGCGCCGUCAUCGACACCAAAGUCGACAUCUGGUCACUUGGCUGCACCCUCUUCGCCUGCCUCGUUGGCAAGUCACCUUUUGAGAUGCGUUCCGACGAGACGGGCGGCACGCUGUCACUAUGCAUCAUGGGCGGCGACUGGCGCUUCCCCGACCAGUCCCCCAAUGGUGCUAAGCGCGUCAACAGUAUCCAGGUCGCCAAGGCAAAAGCAGCGGCGGGCACAGCUGGCGCUGGUGCUGAAGAGGGUGCCUCAGGAGAGCCUGCAAUUAGCGAAUCUAUCCGCGAGAUUGUCCGCGAGUGCCUCAAGGUUGAGCCUACAGAACGUCCCGAUAUCCACCAACUCAUCACUAUGGUAGAAGCUGUCAUUCAAAAUCUACCUGGGGGAAACUACGACUCAUAA
Molecule: messenger RNA, 1260 nt
Organism: Akanthomyces muscarius
Lineage: Eukaryota; Fungi; Ascomycota; Sordariomycetes; Hypocreales; Cordycipitaceae
Exons: 3
Coding region: 1-1260 (419 amino acids)
Biological process (GO): protein phosphorylation; vacuolar protein processing; regulation of vacuole fusion, non-autophagic
Cellular component (GO): Golgi apparatus; cytoplasm
Molecular function (GO): protein serine/threonine kinase activity; ATP binding
Source: RefSeq, a predicted model, not a curated record